GGACUGGGUUGCUCAAAACUAUGGCUAAAUUUAGCCAUUGGUUAGCUUAUCCAACGGCUAAUUAUGUUAUCCAGUGGCUUACUAUCCGUUGGCUAUUUUUCCAUUGCUCCAAGGCAAAAUGGGAGUCUGGUUAGUAAGCCACUGGAUAAGUUACUUAACCAAUGGUUAAAUGCUACAUAUUACCCAUAAUUCAUUCUUUUCCUGGCAAUAUGGAAGCAAAAGAGCAGAAGACAGAACUGAAACGCAAAAGAAGCGAAAACUUCCCCAAGGCUUCCUUGUCAUAUCUAGUGGAUCUGGUUGAGGAAAAUCAUGAAAUCAUAAAAUCAAAGCACACAAAUUCAAUAACAAAUGCCAAAAAAAAUCAAGUGUGGUUAAAUAUUACAAAUUCUGUCAAUGCCAGGGCCGGGGGUCCAAAAUGGACAGUAGACCAAAUAAAAGAGAAGUGGAGGAAGUCUUGCUCCAAAGCCAAACUUGAGGCAAGUGACGUGAAAAGAGUCCGCAAUAAGACCGGCGGGGGACCACAUGUAGAGGAUAUUGACGACACGUCCAAGAAAAUAAUUCUUCUACAUGAAGAUGCUCCACAUUUCUUUGGGAUAGACGGCGGGAUAGACGUGGGAGUGCUGGAAAAGAUGUUUCCAGACGCACAGGAAAUAAAGCACAGCAAUGAAAGUAGAGAGGAAAGGCCUGUUUUUGAGAUGUCACUUCCUGUCAAUCCACAUACUGCAUCUAGUACAUGUUCUAAAGAUAGUACCAUGAAGAAUGACGUAAUUACAACAGUGACCAGUACUGAAGUAAAUGCCAGUGUAGGACAUUAUUCUGUUAUUAGUAAAGCAAAGGAAAUGGAGGCAGAUAUAAUGAAAUUUCUGAAAAAUUACAAACAUAUAAAAUCUCUACCAAAGAUUGGCAAUAGCAUACUCAAUGAGUAUGAUGAUGUAACUAAAAGCAUGUCAGAUGAUGAGCGAGAUGAACUAACAGAGUACUUAUGCACUUUUAAAGAAAUCAACCCUACAGCUUUUGAUGUACCCUCCAUGAUUCAUAACACCAUUGCAUAUAUCAUAAACUAUUCUUCAAUAAAAGGUAUGACAAAGUCUUGUGAGAAGUUAACAGAAUCUAAAACUCAGGAAAUACAUGUGGUUGAAGACGAUUCACUAGUAAAUAUGACCAGAUAUGAAAAAAGAAAAGUUGUCGAGGAUUACCAGAUCAAAUGUCUAAAACAAGAGCACAUCAAACUGAAAAAUGAGAACAUUAAAUUAUUGAAAGAAAUUGAUCUUAUUAAUGAACAGAAAGGAAUCACAGUUUUGAAGAAGAAACUAAUCAAACUUCAGUUAAAAAAGAUGAGACUAGACAUGAAAGUCGAGAAUGAGUGUUAAAACAUUUUAGUUGUUCAAAAUUAUAUUUAUUUCUGGAGAUUACAUCUUGAAUGACAGUUGAAAGAAUUUUAAGUGUACAAAAUUGUUUAUUUAUUAAUUACAUUUUAUGUAAUGAGAAUUAUGAGACAUAUGAA
Molecule: messenger RNA, 1504 nt
Organism: Mytilus californianus (California mussel)
Lineage: Eukaryota; Metazoa; Mollusca; Bivalvia; Mytilida; Mytilidae
Exons: 5
Coding region: 162-1370 (402 amino acids)
Cellular component (GO): nucleus
Source: RefSeq, a predicted model, not a curated record